UGGUUUAAAACAAGCCCGUUAUAAAAAGGGCACCUCGGAUCCUGGCUGAUUGUAACAGCUGCUGACGUUCCUCCGGCACAGGGGAGCUUGGCUGGAACGGAAAAUGUCCAGAGCUGGAACCAAGGUCACCUUCUAUGAAGACAAGAACUUCCUUGGCCGUUACUACGAGUGCGACAGCGACUGCCCCGAUUUCCACAACUACCUGAGCCGCUGCAACUCCAUCCGUGUGGAUGGGGGCACCUGGGUGGCCUACGAGAGACCCAACUAUGCUGGGAACAUGUACGUGCUGACCCACGGGGAGUACCCCGACUACCACCACUGGAUGGGCCUCAACGACCGCCUGGGCUCCUGCAAGUACAUCCAGAUCCCAAGUGGAGGCCGAGGCCACAUCCAGGUGUUUGAGAAGGGAGACUUUGGCGGGCAGAUGUUCGAAGCCACCGAAGACUGCCCCUCCAUCAUGGAGGAGUGGCACAUGCGUGAGGUGCACGCCUGCAGGGUGCUGGAGGGCGUCUGGGUGUUCUACGAGCAUCCCAACUACCGGGGCCGGCAGUACGUGCUGCCCAAGGGGGAGUACCGCAAGCCCGUGGAGUGGGGCGCGGCCAGCCCCGCCGUCCAGUCCUUCCGCAGCAUCUCCGAGUGA
Messenger RNA from Vidua chalybeata, 640 nucleotides. It is a transcript of the gene CRYGS, whose product is annotated as crystallin gamma S. The transcript is spliced from 3 exons. The record is from RefSeq and is a predicted model, not a curated record. Gene Ontology annotation, biological process: lens development in camera-type eye; visual perception. NCBI's taxonomy places the organism in Eukaryota, Metazoa, Chordata, Aves, Passeriformes, Viduidae. Gene Ontology annotation, molecular function: structural constituent of eye lens. Bases 104 to 640 code for a protein of 178 amino acids.